Molecule: messenger RNA, 4994 nt
Organism: Amblyraja radiata (thorny skate)
Lineage: Eukaryota; Metazoa; Chordata; Chondrichthyes; Rajiformes; Rajidae
Product: glutamate receptor ionotropic, NMDA 2B
Exons: 13
Coding region: 171-4526 (1451 amino acids)
Biological process (GO): monoatomic ion transport
Cellular component (GO): membrane
Molecular function (GO): signaling receptor activity; ligand-gated monoatomic ion channel activity
Source: RefSeq, a predicted model, not a curated record
GACCCGUUACGUGCAGCUGAGAGGCCAGACGGAGCUUCGGACUAACAUCUCAUCCAGAAAACGGUGCCUCCCCAGUGCAAGCCAGCCUCAGUACUCCUCGUACUGCAGAGAAACGUCUAUGCUUCGAUCAAUUCCACAUCCCUGCUUCGCAACUUGCUGGAAUAAAUUCAAUGAAGAUGAGGCACAUGGGCUUGCAUCUUCUGAAGGUUUUAUUCAUUCUCGUGUCUCAUGUGGUUUGGGCGAAAGGCAUCUUGAAGAGCAAAUCCACCCUGAACAUAGCCGUGAUCCUCGGUGGCACGUCCUGCGAGAUGGACGUCAAAGACGUUGUGAACAAAGAUGACUUCCAACAUUUGUCCAUCGACCCCAACGUGGUACAGGUGUCGGUCAACGAGACCGACCCCAAGAGCAUCAUAACGCGCGUGUGCGACCUCAUGUCCGGGAUGAAGAUGCACGGCGUGGUGUUUGGCGAUGACACCGAUCACGAAUCCAUUGCAGAAAUUUUGGAUUUUAUUUCCGCUCAGACUAUGAUCCCAAUCCUUGGAAUACACGGCGGCUCCUCGAUGAUAAUGGCAGACAAGGACGACUCAUCGAUGUUCUUCCAAUUUGGCCCGUCCAUUGAGCAACAAGCCUCAGUAAUGCUGAACGUUAUGGAGGAGUACGACUGGUAUAUUUUUUCCAUUGUAACAAGUUACUUCCCGGGGUACCAGGAAUUUGUCAAUAAGAUUCGAAGCACCAUUGAGAACAGCUUUGUCGGUUGGGAGAUGGAGGAGGUCAUGUCUCUGGAUGUUUCGAUGGACGACGGCGAGGUUAAGAUCCAGAACCAGCUGAAGAAGCUUCAGAGCCCAGUCAUCCUCCUGUUUUGCACUAAGGACGAGGCCACUUACAUUUUCCAAGUGGCUGAGUCCGUCGGCCUGACGGGCUAUGGUUACAUAUGGAUCGUGCCGAGCACUGUGACCGGGAAUACCGACAUCAUCCUGCCAGAGUUCCCCACGGGAUUAAUUUCUGUCUCCCACGACGAGUGGGACUAUGGGCUCCCGGCCCGGGUCAGGGACGGAGUCGCUAUCAUCACCACGGCGGCUUCGAGCAUGUUGGAUGAACGGCGGGAGAUUAUGGAACCUAAAACCAGCUGCUACAGUGUGCAGGAAAGAAGGGCCCAUCAAUCAAACACUUUGCACAGAUACCUUAUGAAUGUAAGCUUUGAGGGAAGAAACCUCUCCUUCAGUGAAGACGGGUACCAGAUGCACCCCAAAUUAGUAAUCAUCCUACUGAACAAAGAACGGCUAUGGGAAAAGGUUGGGACGUGGGAGGCAAAAAGGCUGGCCAUGAAGUACCACAUCUGGCCCCGGUACUACUUGUUCUCGGAGUCGGAAGAGGAAGACGACCACUUGAGCAUCGUCACGUUGGAGGAGGCGCCCUUCGUCAUUGUGGAGAACGUGGACUCUCUGAGCGGGACGUGUAUGAGGAACACGGUACCCUGCAGGAAGCACGUCAAACCCAUCAAUGAGAGCGAAGGAGGGAUCUACAUCAAGCGAUGCUGUAAAGGAUUUUGCAUUGACAUUUUGAAGAAAAUUGCCAAGUAUGUCAAGUUCACAUAUGAUUUGUAUCUGGUGACAAAUGGAAAGCACGGGAAGAAAAUUAACGGGACGUGGAACGGACUGGUCGGAGAGGUUGUCCGGAAGCACGCGCACAUGGCGGUGGGUUCCCUCACUAUCAACGAAGAACGCUCAGAGGUGAUCGACUUCUCGGUGCCUUUCAUUGAGACUGGGAUCAGUGUCAUGGUGUCACGGAGCAACGGGACGGUGUCACCCUCCGCAUUUCUGGAGCCCUUCAGCGCUGACGUCUGGGUGAUGAUGUUCGUGAUGCUUCUGAUUGUCUCGGCGGUCGCUGUCUUUGUCUUUGAAUACUUCAGCCCCGUGGGAUACAACCGGUGUCUGGCCGAUGGAAGGGAGCCUGGAGGUCCAUCAUUCACCAUCGGCAAAGCCAUCUGGCUGCUCUGGGGCCUCGUCUUCAACAACUCUGUGCCAGUCCAGAACCCCAAGGGCACCACGAGUAAGAUCAUGGUGUCGGUCUGGGCCUUUUUCGCUGUGAUCUUCUUGGCCAGCUACACGGCCAACCUGGCUGCCUUUAUGAUCCAAGAGGAGUACGUGGACCAAGUAUCAGGCCUCAGCGAUAAGAAGUUUCAGAGACCAAAUGAUUUUUCUCCUCCUUUUCGGUUCGGGACAGUUCCCAAUGGCAGCACAGAGAGAAAUAUCCGUAACAAUUACCUCGAAAUGCACUCCUACAUGACUAAGUACAAUCAGAAAUCAGUGCUGGACGCACUAGUAAGCUUGAAGUCCGGGAAGUUGGACGCAUUCAUCUACGAUGCGGCAGUGCUGAACUACAUGGCCGGCAGGGACGAGGGCUGCAAGCUGGUCACCAUCGGCAGCGGCAAGGUGUUUGCCACCACUGGCUACGGCAUCGCAAUCCAGAAGAGCAGCGGCUGGAAGCGGGCGGUGGAUCUGGCCAUCCUGCAGCUCUUCGGCGAUGGGGACAUGGAGGAACUGGAGGCCAUGUGGCUGACUGGCAUCUGCCACAACGAGAAGAACGAGGUGAUGAGCAGCCAGCUGGACGUGGACAACAUGGCGGGCGUCUUCUACAUGCUGGGCGCUGCAAUGACCCUCAGCCUCCUCACCUUCAUCUGCGAGCACCUCUUCUUCUGGCAGCUGAGGCACUGCUUCAUGGGCGUCUGCACCGGCAAACCUGGCUUCCUGUUCUCAGUCAGCAGGGGUAUAUACAGCUGCAUCCACGGCGUUCCCAUCGAGGAUAAGCAGUCGUGCAUGGACUCGCCGACGGCCACAGUGAACGACACGCAUUCCAACAUCAUGCGUCUGCUGAGGACAGCCAAGAGCAUGGCCAACCUGACUGGGGUGAACGGCACGCACUUCGGCUCGCCGCAGAGCGCGCUGGACUUCAUCGGGCACGACCCGUCGGUCUUCGACGUGUCCGAGCACCGGAGGAGCUUUGCCCACUCGGACUGCAAGUCCUACCAGCCGGACGACAACCUGUUCAGUGACUACAUCAGCGAGGUGGAGAGGACGUUCGGUAACAUCCACGCCAAGGACACCAACAGCAUCUACCAGGACCACUACCACCACCACCGGCCGCACAGUAUCGCCAGCACCAGCUCCUUGGACAUCCCCUACGACUGCGACAACGCCAUGUUUGGCACGCAAGGCCGGGCCCUGCCGCGGAAGCCCUUUGAGAUCGGCUUGCCCCUGAAACACUCCCAGGGCCACCUGAGCGACAGCUACGACAACCACCAGUACCCGUUCAAGAACGACCGCUACGCCCACGACGACAUGAUCCGCUCCGACGUGUCGGACAUCUCCACCCACACGGUCACCUACGGCAACAUCGGCAACACCAAGCGCCGCAAGCAGUACAAGGACAGCCUGAAGAAGCGGCCGGCCUCGGCCAAGUCCCGCAAGGAGUUCGACGAGAUCGAGCUGGCGUACCGGCGACGCGCCCACACGACAGACCGCAAGGGCCGCUUCUUCAACAAGGACAAGCUGCGCGACCUGUACCACGACCAGUUCCGCUGCGCCAAGGAUGGCCAGGCCCGCUGGCAGCACGUGGACCUGACCGAGCUGUACCAGGGGCACGGCGGCGGGGGGAUGGGGCCGGAAGACGAAUACGGCAAGUUCGAGGUGUCGCGCUUGGCCAGGCCCCACCACCUCCACUUGGCCGAGUUCGGCCCUGACUCUGGGCAGCCCCAGGGCGGCCUGUGGGACAAGUCGGACUGGGCCGGGCAACAGGCUGAAGCCUACUGCCGCAACUGCCCGGCCAAGCUGCACAACUACAGCGGGCAGGGGGCUGCCAGGGGGGCUUGCCACUGGUGCGAGGCCUGCAAGAAGGCAGCCACGCUGUACGACAUCAGCGAGGACAACUCGCUCCAGGAGGCCGAGCUGUCGUCGGGGCCGGGCUCGCACAAGUACCAGAGCCCCGGAGACUCGGCGAAGCUGGCGCGCCGGGGGCGGAACAAGCUGAGGCGCCAGCACUCCUACGACACCUUCGUGGAUCUGCAGAAAGAGGAGAGUGUGGCCAUGGCGCCCCGUAGCGUCAGCCUCAAGGAGAAGGACCGCUUCCCCGAGGGCAGCCCCUACGCCCACAUGUUCGACCCUCCGCCCCCGGAGCCCCCCUUCAGCGGCAAGGCCCCCGUCCCCGAGCACCGCAGCCUGAGCCGCUACCCGCUCAGCAAGUCCCUCUACCCCGACCGGGUCACCCAGAACCCCUUCAUCCCCACCUUCGGAGACGACCAGUGCCUGCUGCACGGCACCAAGUCCCACUUCAAGCACCCGGCGCCCCCCAUGGGACGGGCCCCCUCCUCGGCAUCGGCCGUGCUGGGCACCAGGUUCGCCAAGGACAUGUGCCUGGGCAGCCAAGCCGCCAACGUGUGCAUGGCCAACAACAAGACUGCCAGGGCCUUCAACGGCUCCAGCAACGGACACGUGUACGAGAAGCUCUCCAGCAUCGAGUCGGACGUCUGAGGGGCCCGGGAGCUGCUCGGGACCUCUUCCCCUCUCUCGUCCACGCGCUGGAGAUCCAGAUCAGCUGUCCUUUUCUACUGUUUAGGUUUUUGAUCUUCAUCCAGAGCAUCAACGGUCUUUGUUUUUUGUUUUAUCCGCAGCGUCAUUAUGGCAGUGAAUUGGAAUCCACGAUGAACAUUAAGUCUGGUCCAAUACAAUAUGGCAAAAAUUCUAAAUGCAUGUCAAUUGUAUCGUUACAUCGGGUGAUGCAUCUUUGUGUAGGGAUGACGAUUAUUAAUAGAGUACAUAUGCAUAUCAGUGCCAGUACUGUACAGUUUAAAACCUGUUUUAACCCACUUGCCACUUGAAGACCCUGCCUGGCCUUGAUCUGAAUGCCGGACAGGGCCCUCGAUGACCCUCAGCUGCAGACUUUAUUGCAGGCGUGGAGAUGGGUUGCAGCGAUAUGAUCUCAGAACGUCGGUGUGUGCG